Drosophila takahashii is the source of this 1718-nucleotide messenger RNA. RefSeq names its product cysteine--tRNA ligase-like protein, mitochondrial (gene CysRS-m). Gene Ontology annotation, molecular function: cysteine-tRNA ligase activity; ATP binding. Gene Ontology annotation, biological process: cysteinyl-tRNA aminoacylation. The record is from RefSeq and is a predicted model, not a curated record. Gene Ontology annotation, cellular component: cytoplasm. Lineage: Eukaryota; Metazoa; Arthropoda; Insecta; Diptera; Drosophilidae.
AUGUUUGGCCUCAAGGAGGCGAUCCGGACUUUUGGCAGUCGGAAACGACCAAUCCGCCUCUGGCGCCGCAACUUCGCGGAUGAGGCUCCUCCGACGGACAGGACUUUCAAAUGGCGCAAGCCCGUUGGACAGCACACAGGCAUCAACAUUUACAAUCACGGAAUGCGCCAGAAGGUGCCCCUAAUCCUGCGCAACCCCCACAUGGUCACCUGGUACACCUGCGGACCCACCGUCUACGAUUCCGCCCAUUUGGGGCAUGCCAGCACCUAUGUCAAGGUGGACAUCCUGCAGCGCAUUCUUCGGGACUACUUCAAAAUCAACCUGGUGACCGCCAUGAACAUCACCGACGUGGACGACAAGAUUAUCAAGAGAGCCCAGCUCGCCGGGCUCGACUGGCAGAAGAUGGCGCGAGCCUACGAGGCGGAAUUUCGCCAGGACAUGCUGCGUUUGAAUGUCCAGCCACCGGAUGUGCGCAGCCAUGUGACCACCACCAUGCCUGUGAUUAUACAGUUCAUCCAGCAGCUAAUCGAUGAGGGGCAGGCCUACGUUACGCCGGACAAGUCCGUUUACUUUGAUGUCUCCCAGAGUCUGAACUAUGGGAAGCUUUUGAAGCUAGAUUUCAGCGAGGAGAAGGAGGAUCCCGUGAAGAGAAACACCGCAGACUUUGCGCUGUGGAAGGCGCGGCAGAGCGGCAGCGAGCCCACCUGGGCGGCUCCUUGGGGCGGCGAGGGGCGUCCCGGUUGGCACAUCGAAUGCAGCGCCAUUGCUGGUCUCUUCUUUGGCCGCCAAUUGGAUUUCCAUGCCGGCGGCCUGGACCUGCGCUUUCCGCACCACGAAAACGAGGAGGCCCAGUGCUGCGCCCGCUACAAAACAGAUCAGUGGGUGAACUACUGGCUGCACACCGGUCAGCUGCACAUGGUGGGCGACCAGGAGAAGAUGUCAAAAUCCCUGGGCAACACCAUUUCGGUGUCGGAACUGCUGAAGAAGUACACAGCCGACGAGUUUCGGAUGGCCUGCCUGCUGUCCAACUAUCGCAACGCCAUGCCCUACAGCGAUCAGUUAAUGCAGACCGCUCGACAGACCCUGCAGCGUUUUAAAAACUUCCAGGCGGAUCUCAGUGCCUACACACAGUUCCUAAAGCCCGUCCACCUGAUGGACGAGGGAGCGCUCAGGGCGCAGCUAGCACACACAGUUACCGAGUUCGACAGCUGCCUAAGAGAUGACUUUGAUACGGCCCGCGCCAUCGGUGUGCUGAUGGAUCAGAUGAGCAGCAUUAGUCGUUGCAUCAACGAGCAGCAAAUCGAUGCUCACGAGGAACCCGCCUACUGUAUGGAUCUCCUCUUGGCAGCUGGUAACUUCAUUAACCGGGCCAUCGUUUCUUUUGGUGUUUCCGAGUUGAUAGAAAGAGAAUCCCUGCAGGAGAAAAAGAUCUCCUCUGCGGAUCGUGGCAUCGAUUCCUCUCUCCUCGUCGAUGAUGUGUUGAGCGUUCGGGGAAGGAUGCGGGAGAAUGCCACAUCCGGGGAUGUGAAGAACUCGCAGCUACUGGCGGCCUGCGAUGAGCUGAGAAGCCUGCUCCAGCAGCAUGGUAUCCAAGUGCGCGACCACAAGAAGGGCAGCUCCUGGGUAUUCGCCGUGUCCUGUGAAAAACCCGAUGACAAGAGCAAAAGCUCUGCCGAAUAAAUGUAACUUUAUUAUUCUUUGGAUCGUUACUACAUAAA